Molecule: messenger RNA, 1179 nt
Organism: Spirometra erinaceieuropaei
Lineage: Eukaryota; Metazoa; Platyhelminthes; Cestoda; Diphyllobothriidea; Diphyllobothriidae
Source: the annotation of a GenBank genome assembly
AUGCAAGCCAGCCCCCGCCACCUCUCGUUCCAGGCACCGUUCCGGCCGAAACGCAAGUCCAAGUACCAGUCCGUUGGUAAUUCCCUCAGUCUCUUAGCUGGUUUCCAGCUCAAUGCGCCUGGCCGUAGAAAAUUUGUUGACGUUCUGCUCAAUAGCCAUGCAGGUCGUCUACAAUUGGACUCGGCCUCAGAUAUCACUAUCAUCUCUGAGAGACUCUGGCAGUCCCUCGGCAGCCCCACGAUGCAGCUGACUUCCCAGUCCGCCACAAGCGCGUGUGGUGGUCUCCUUCAGCUAAUUGGGCAACUGCAAUGCUGUGUGUCGUUCCGCGGUAAAAGCAUCACUGCGAUCUGCUACAUCACCAAGUCUGAUCUAAACCUACUUGGUCUCGACUGGAUUGAACAACUUGGUUUGGCCGAUAUGCCGCUCCGCGUUGUUUGCAGUCAGGUGCAGAUUCCCGCUGUGCUUGCCGACCAAGCCAAGGACAUUCUCCAUCAGUUUGUCUCAGUGUUCCAAGACGGCCCGGGUCGUUGCACAUACACUCAAUCCGUGCCACAUCUGACUCCUGGAAGUCAACCAGUUUUCCGUCCAAAGCGACCAGUCCCAUAUGCAGCCCUACCACUUGUCGAGGCUGAAUUGAAGCGUCUAGAGGAAUUGGGAGUUCUGGUUACUGUGUCCUACUCCUCCUGGGCCGCUCCAAUCGUUGUGGUUAAGAAGCCCAAUGGCUCGACCCGCAUUUGUGCUGACUUCUCCACCGGUCUCAAUGCCGCACUGACACCGAACUGCUAUCCAUUAAGGGUUCCGGCUGAUCUUUUCACCCUGCUGAAUGGCGGCACUUACUUUGCCAAGUUGGAUCUCGCUGAUGCGUAUCUGCAGAUCGAGGUCGCCCCUGAGUCGCGCGAAUUGUUGGCCAUCAGUACCCACCGCGCUCUGUUCCAAUACACCAGGCUGCCCUUUGGUGUCAAGACCGCCCCGGCCCCAUUCCAACAAACGAUGAACGCAAUGCUCUCCGGCAUCCCUGGCACAGCUGGACGACAUCAUCAUCGUGGGUCGCUCCCCUGCCGAGCUGCAAGACCGAGUGUGCGCAGUACUCGAAGGCGUGCAGGAAUAUGGCUUUCGCCUACUGGCCGACAAGUGCCAAUUCUUCCUCGACUCCAUCAAGUACCCCGGAUUCGUUUUUGA